This is a messenger RNA of Callorhinus ursinus (northern fur seal), 3241 nucleotides long. RefSeq names its product cerebellar degeneration related protein 2 like (gene CDR2L). Lineage: Eukaryota; Metazoa; Chordata; Mammalia; Carnivora; Otariidae. The record is from RefSeq and is a predicted model, not a curated record.
GCGCCGCCGCAGCGCCCGCCUGCCGCCCGCCGCCCGCGGGGCCAUGCGGAGAGCCGCCGGGAUGGAGGACUUCUCCACAGAGGAAGAGGAGCCCUGGUACGACCAGCAGGACCUGGAACAGGACUUGCACUUGGCCGCAGAGCUGGGGAAGACCCUGCUGGAGAGGAACAAGGAGCUGGAGGAGUCUCUGCAGCAGAUGUACUCCACCAAUGAGGAGCAAGUGCAGGAGAUCGAGUACCUAACCAAGCAGCUGGACACACUGCGGCACAUGAAUGAGCAGCAUGCCAAAGUGUACGAGCAGCUGGACCUGACAGCCCGAGACCUGGAGCUGACCAACCAGAAGCUGGUGCUGGAGAGUAAGGCUGCCCAGCAGAAGAUCCAUGGGCUGACAGAGACCAUCGAGCGCCUGCAGGCCCAGGUGGAGGAGCUGCAGGCCCAGGUGGAGCAGCUGCGGGGCCUGGAGCAGCUGCGGGUGCGCCGAGAGAAGCGGGAGCGCAGACGCACCGUCCACACCUUCCCCUGCCUCAGGGAGCUGUGCACCAGCCCCCGGUGUGAGGAUGCCUUCCGCCUGCACAGUUCCUCCUUGGAGCUGGGCCCGCGGCCCCUGGAGCAGGAGAACGAGCGACUGCAGACCUUGGUGGGUGUGCUGCGUUCCCAGGUGAGCCAGGAGCGGCAGCGCAAGGAGCGGGCGGAGCGCGAGUACGCGGCGGUGCUGCAGGAGUACUCGGAGCUGGAGCGGCAGCUGUGCGACAUGGAGGGCUGCCGCCUGCGCGUGCAGGAGCUGGAGGCCGAGCUGCUGGAGCUGCAGCAGAUGAAGCAGGCCAAGACCUACCUGCUGGGCCGGGAGGACCACCUGGCCGAGGCCCUGCUCGCGCCCCUCACCCAGGCCCCCGAGGCCGAUGACCCCCAGCCCGGCAGCGGGGACGACUCAGCUACCCAGGACGGCGUCUCCUCGCCGGCCGCCUCCCCGGGCCACGCUGUGCGCAAGAGCUGCAGCGACACCGCGCUCAACGCCAUCGUGGCCAAAGACCCCGCCAGCCGGCACGCGGGCAACCUCACGCUGCAUGCCAACAGCGUGCGCAAGCGCGGCAUGUCCAUCCUGCGGGAGGUGGACGAGCAGUACCACGCGCUGCUCGAGAAAUAUGAGGAGCUGCUGAGCAAGUGCCGGCAGCACGGCGCCGGGGUGCGGCAUGCCGGCGUGCAGACCUCGAGGCCCGUCUCCCGGGACAGCUCGUGGAGAGACCUUCGUGGGGGCGAGGAGGGUCAGGGGGAGGCCAAGGCAGGGGAGAAGAGCCUGAGCCAGCACGUGGAGGCGGUGGACAAGCGGCUGGAGCAGAGCCAGCCCGAGUACAAGGCGCUUUUCAAGGAGAUCUUUUCCAGGAUCCAGAAGACCAAGGCCGACAUCAAUGCCACCAAAGUCAAGACGCACAGCAGCAAGUGACCCUUUCCCCAAAGUCAAGACGCACAGCAGCAAGUGACCCUAUCCCCGCCUGCAGCCUCCUCCAGGGUCCGGCCACGGGGCCCCUCCUGCCUGGGCCAUGCAGCCUCCGGUGAGGGAGGGAGCCCAUCAGCAGCAAUACGGCCCAGGGGAGGCUGCUCUCUGGCCCAGGGAGUGUGUGGGGGACGCAGCUUGUUCUCAGCUCAUUCGGGAGGUGGCCAACCUAUAACGCAUCUGGCCUCCCAGGACCCAGGACCCUCCUCCAUCCUGCGUCAGCCCAAAGACGCAGCUAAGAGUUGCAAAGCCAAACAUGUCCCCCACCCCACCCCCCAGGAUUCCCAGCUCCCCAGCCCUUGGCUUCCUGACCCUAGGCCUUGCUCACAGAUUUGUGGCCAAGCUUCUGAAAGCCAUUUUGGACCACUUGGCUUUUUUCUUUUUUUCUAAGUUUUUUUUGUUUGUUUGUUUUGUUUUUUGUUUUUUGUUUUGAGAGAUUUGCAAUGCAAGUUCUCCCUGACCCCUUGCCACAACUGAAAACACUUGAAGGGGGAUCCCAGAGCCAGCUGUUGCAGGUUCCAGGGGUCUCCUGGACCACCCACUGCUUCUCCCCGGCUGUGACGCGCUGUCAUUCCCUUAGCACCAGCUGUCCCACCCCCAGGGUCCUGACCAGGUCAGAGACGGCCCCUGCCAUGGAGAGCAGAAUGCCUCAGCCAGGCCUGGAGUGCCCCCCACUUCUCCCUGGAGACCCUCAGCCCACUGCAGAUCUGUAGCCAAUCAGAGGAGGGGAACAGGGAGCCCCUCGGCAGCCAUACAUGAACAGUGCACCCUGCUUCCCUCAGAGCCCGUCUCCUCGGGCUCCAGCCCUGGAAAUGCCUUCUGGCCAUUAAGCCUUCCAGGAGUCUGGGCGGUGGGGAGCCCCCAUCUCUGCACGCCACCUCUGACUCGCCAAGCUUGGCCUCUGCCUGCCCCCAUCUCAGGGACCAUGAUGUGUCUCAUUCACUCCCAUGCUCCCCACAGGCUGACCCCUCCUCAGAUCAUGCCUGCUACCCCCAGAAUGUCCCAGGAGUGUGCCACCAGCCAAUGGUCCCAGCAUCCGCCCCUGCCCCCCUUCAGUGGGGACUACCCAAUAUUCCCACUCUAUACUGAACAGUAUUGAAAUGGGACCUGGUGGAGAGCAUGUCUCCUCUCCCAUAGAAUGCCUGUUCUUAAGCUCUCACCUUUGUGGGGGGCUUUUGAGGACCCACCUGGGUCACAGGUUAAACCUUUUAUUAAGGCUUCAGAAAGUCCAGCUUCAGCUAAGAGAUGUCCAGGUCCCCAGCUUGCCCUGAGCAGUUUUUCAGGGUUUCCAGUUCCUUCUGCCACCCAUCCUGAGAUCCUAGAAAUUGGAGGAGCCACACAGCCCGGUGGAAGGGGGUAGCCCUGGCCUCUGUGCUGGCAACCCAGGAGGGACCUUCAUGCCUUAUCUGUUUCUAAGGGGUAAAGGGGUUUUCUUAACAAGCAUGCCCGACCUCCCUGGAGGCGCUACCCUGCUCUCUGGGCAGCACUGUGAUGAGCGCUGUCGGCUGGUCCUUCCGUUCACACAUCUUGGAACCCUUUGUCCUUUGGAGCUGGGCAGCCCCCAGCCCUCCGUGUGUCUCUGUCAUCUAGGGUGGAGGGGAUAGGGUGGGGGAAGGGCUCCUCCUGUUUGCUCCCCAGUUCUGUAGCGGCCGACCAGCGUCCCCUUUGAAGUAUACACGAGAGAAAUAUAUUUACAAAUGCUUUAUUCUCUUCUUUAAUAAAAAAUGCACCAGUAUUCUAAAAGCAGAA